CCCCUCCUUCUCGCCGUUUCCAAGAGCCGGUUUUCUGACGGAGGCAUCAGCUCACGCGCCGCCCUCUCUGUUUAACUGUUUACAAAACACUGCGUACACCAGCCGUGGCUUCGCGUAAGCUUUUCUUUUGCGCUUAAGUCCGAUAUCCGUUCGCCGGGACCACGUUUUUGGGGCUAUAUUUCCCCCCCCCGGAGCGGCAUCUGCUUUUUAUCCGGAUGAGAGGAUCCUUACCGCAGUUCUGUUCCUGCAACGUGGACCUUAAGCUGCACGCGGGAGACGGGAGAGUCGGACUAUCGGAAUAAACCCACCGUUACGCGUCCAGAAAGAAGAAGAACUCGCCCGCAGUGGAUACCCUUCAAGGAAUGCUGCUGUCCAAGCUCAAUUCUCUGGCCCACAUCUCCCCCGGAGACAUGCCGGUGAAAAUCCAGCUCCAAGUUCAUCAAGGGAAGGAGAGAGAGCCCUUCGAGAAGCUCUACCAGGUCGGCGCGGUGCUGGGAAGCGGCGGCUUCGGCACCGUCUACUCCGGUACGAGGACAACCGACGGAGCUCCGGUCGCUGUCAAACAUGUGGCCAAGGACAGAGUCUCCGAGUGGGGCGAGCUGCCCAAUGGCUCCCGGGUCCCGAUGGAGAUCGUGCUGCUGAAGAAAGUCAGCACGGGCUUCCGCGGCGUCAUCAAGAUGCUGGACUGGUUCGAGCGGCCGGACAGCUUCAUCAUCGUGAUGGAGCGGCCCGACAACGUCAAGGACCUGUUCGACUUCAUCACGGAGAAGGGCGCCCUGCCGGAGGAGCUGGCGCGCAGCUUCUUCCGCCAGGUGCUGGAGGCCGUGCGCCACUGCCACAGCUGCGGCGUGGUGCACCGAGACAUCAAGGACGAGAACAUCCUCAUCGACCUGCGCACCGGCGAGAUGAAGCUCAUCGACUUCGGGUCCGGCGCCCUGCUGAAGGACACCAUCUACACGGACUUUGACGGCACAAGAGUGUACAGCCCACCAGAGUGGAUCAAAUAUCACCGCUAUCACGGCCGCUCCGCCACGGUUUGGUCCCUAGGCGUCCUGCUGUAUGACAUGGUGUGCGGAGACAUUCCAUUCGAGCACGACGAGGAGAUCACAAGAGGGCAGGUCCUCUUCCGGAGGAGAGUCUCCACAGAAUGCCAGCAGCUAAUCAUGUGGUGUCUGUCCCUGCGGCCGGCCGACCGCCCGUCCUUCGAGGACAUCGUCAACCACUCGUGGAUGCAGAGCACGUCCUCCUCCGCGGUCCCAUCCCCACUGCAGAUAGAGAAGACGACCGCAGAGAUCCGGCUGCACAGCAUCGGCAUCGAGACCACCGCCCCCCUGGCCGUGGCCCGGUGAGGGAGGCCGAAUCGUGUCCGAUUCUGAAACUGGACUCUCCACGACGCCAGAAGAGACCAUUACAAAAAGAGACUUAUGUAACGGACUCGAAGCAGAGAGGGAGGAGGGGCGCACAGGCCCACGGUACCCGGCACCGCGAGGUGUAACCGAGAAGAAACCGAGGUUGUGACAUCACCGCUCGUUUUCACCCUGGCAGGCCCCAGGCCCUCUCACCGCCCCGACUACUUGAUUUCCCCCCCGAGUCGCUCGGGUGGUCAUCAGCCUGUAGCGGGGCGCGCUCCGCAUCGCACAGACGCCUGCGUUGAGCAAAGACAAAUGCGCGAGCUCGCCGCUGUGCCCGAUCGGCAAGCGAGCAGCGUGCCCCCCACGACCUUUCAAGUGCCUUCUGUGACAUUGUUGUGGGGGGGGGGGGGGGGGGGAAGACCCUGAAAAUACUUGAAUUUGUGAGAGCAGAACAGCUCCUCACUGUACAAGGCUUUAUAUUGUUUGUUGUCGUUUUGUUUCUUGGUUUCUCUCAUGGGCCUAGAUCAGUGAAGCCCAUGUCCUUUACAACCACUGCUAUCACUACUUUCAUACUCCAAUGUCAUUAGCAACCAGGCGACCUCAUAGCUCCUGUGCAAACAAGUCAUAAAAGAAAACAAGGAAACACUG
Messenger RNA from Cyclopterus lumpus (lumpfish), 2000 nucleotides. It is a transcript of the gene pim1, whose product is annotated as Pim-1 proto-oncogene, serine/threonine kinase. Lineage: Eukaryota; Metazoa; Chordata; Actinopteri; Perciformes; Cyclopteridae. Gene Ontology annotation, molecular function: protein serine/threonine kinase activity; ATP binding. Gene Ontology annotation, cellular component: cytoplasm. The record is from RefSeq and is a predicted model, not a curated record. Bases 363 to 1349 code for a protein of 328 amino acids. Gene Ontology annotation, biological process: protein autophosphorylation; negative regulation of apoptotic process. The transcript has 6 exons.